CUUGCCAGAGAGUAUCUACUACUAAUAGUUGGUGUCUUUUUCGGAUGUAAGGUAAAACUAGACGUAUACAAUCGUUUUAUUAAACAUUUGGAUAGCAGUUUUUAUAUUAUAAGAAAUUUCAAAACAUCAGCAUGAAAAGGGUGUGUUUUUGACUUUUACACGCGUUUUCAAGCGAAAUAGAAUAUGUUGCCUAAUAACCCAGAUUAAAGAAGCCACAAAAUGCUGUGUGGAGCAGUGACAAUAGCAAUUGUAAUUUUCGUAACUGUUUUGUCUCCUGGAAGUGCAUAUACAAAAUCAGCAAGACACAAAUUAACAGACGAGCUUCAUUAUAAUAUAACCACGAGGGCUACAGAAAUAAUAAUUCAUUACGAAGGUAUGACACAAGUUUUAGACAAGGAACCUGGAGGUAAUGUAACAGACAAUAUGUCUGGAAAAGAAACAAAAGAUCGGACUGCCAGGACAGAUGAUUCUGACAAGCUUAAUGUUACAACUACUGAAUCGCUAUUUCACAGUGACGGAAACAGUGACCCUUAUCUCUAUGGAAACAUGUUGCAGCUUUCUGACAUGCAUCAGAACAAUAACUCAAGUCAGGAAAAUAUGACAACCUCAAAUAUCAACGAUACAUUUACAAACGAAACAUUAACUACGCAAGAGACAAAUACACAUGAAAGUGAAACUUUGUUUCCUGGAAAGGUGCAGAAUCAAAGUAAACACAGUAUUCCAUAUCACACAAGUAAUGGUGACGAUCUAGUUCGGACGUUGAUGUUAGAACGGAAGAAGAUACACUUACAGCAUCAUUUGCAAUUAGUGACAAUGGAGGACAAACCUUUGGACGCAAUGUUGAUAAAGAAUCAACGAUAUAUAAUAAGUGUCCUGAUACCUAUAGGUGUAGGUAUGAUAGGCGCAGCUAUGAUUGUGUGUACUGUGUUGACCCUGCGAAAGGUUGCUAGGAAACGAGCUGUUACCUCUCCACUAGAUGAUGGCGCCGAAGUUGAAAGACCUAUUACGCCAUGUAUUUCUAGCAUAAGUACUGAGACGACAGACAAAGUGUUUCUAUUACUUGGAGACGACGAUAUUUGAAAACUAAACUGUUUGGGUGGAUCAUAGCCUGAUGCAUAUGUGAACAGACACAAGUACAUCAUGACGACUGUAAUACUUUACAUGACGCACAGAAAUAUUUGUCAGUAAUUUAAUAGUUGGACAAAAUUGCAUAUAUUGCUUUUAAAUGCACGAUAUUGCAAUAAUGCACUAUUUAUAUUUGGUAUACAAAAGUUGUUUAAAGACGUUUAUAUUUAUACAGACUUCAUGUUACCAGCUGAGGUUAAAAGUGUUUAGCCUCGCGUUUGUAAUUCUUAUGUACACGCACAGAUUUUAUAUUUCAUAUAUAUACGCAUGGUAGAAAAAAGUGAAAGCCACAGGCCGCCUAACAUGUCAUGAAUAAAAAUGUUGUAGGCUCAGUUUGAUUAAGCCGGUUCAUGGAUGGUAGAGAGAUUGCAAUCUACCGCCCAUGCCAUGUAGCCCCGGGUUGAGCAGAACACAAGAUUUACACCUGUUAUAAGUAGCAAAAUAUAAGUUACACCCGCAUAUCUAUUCAUACGGCGGUGUACAUUGAACCUUCAAUGAUACACAAGGUGCAGUUCCGUGAAAAAGCGGCAUAUGGUUCCGAGUAAAAUUAAUUGGCUUAGGGAAUUUUAUUUACAUGGUGUUGUCUAACUUGUUGAAGAUGGGGUAAGUGCGAGGUUGGCAUGCCCUAAACGCGUUUAAACCCCCAGUUUCCUUUAUAUAGGUUACUGACCGUUCCAAGGCGGUGCCCCUGUUUUCAACUGGUUGUUUUGUCUGUCUUGUAUUGUCUGUUACGUAUAUUUUCUUGUAUGUUGUGAGUGUUUUUCCUCCUUGUCACUCCUCCUAUUGCCCCUCUUUUCCCUUGCAUUUUCGCUUCUUUUUGCAUCCCCUCCCCCUUUACUUUGAGUAAGCUUUCGUGGCUCCACUUUGUUUUGGCAGCCGGAAUCCUAAGACGGUACACGAUUGUUUUUUCUUCUUGUGUGGGUGCGUUUGUAUGCUUCUGAGUCUAUAACGGUGCCCUACUGUUUUCUUAUGUGUUGCUUGUACGUUUUUCUAUGUUAUUCAAUUAGUCGUAGUUGUAUAUUUGUCUUUGGUACACGAGUGUCUGCGCUAUUGUGGUUUACGUUGUAGUGUGACUGUUAUUAAGGAUUGUGACAUUCCCUUUGUAUAUUCGGCCUUGUUCAACUUCCCCUUCGGGUUCCUCAACCCCGCACCCCACCCCUCCCCACCCCCCGCCGCCGGGCCCAAUUUUGCCCCUUACCAUUUCCUUCUCCUCCAUCUGUAUUUAGCAUAAAUAGAUAUGUACUUGUUGGAUGUUUGAAGCAACCCGUCUGAAAUAUUUUUCCAUUACAGCUUCUUUUUGGUGUGGGCCUACUAUGCAAAUGCGUGGCUCUGUGGCUAUGUUUUAAUGCUCUGUGCUUCCGACAAUUCUACCCUUACCCAUUAUCUUUUGGUAUCAGUAGAAUUUAUAUUUCUAUGUAUACGCACGAUUUCGAGGCAUCCAGUUGGUUGUUAUUAGUAGAAAUAAACUUUGUUAUCAGUAAAAGAAAAUUUCCAACAGUCACAAGACUGCCAUAAAUUUCUUUUUUAUAAGUGGAAUUAAGCGCCAUGCAUUUCUUUGUUAUCAGUAGGGUAGAUAUUUUGUAUCUACAGACUGCCAACAAUUUCUCUGUUAUUAGUAUACUGUAGGAUAAAUACUUCGUAAUAUACGCAAGACUGUCAUGCAUUGUGUUGUUGUUGUUGUUGUAAGUAGGAUAUAUAAUUGCUAUUUAUACCCAUGACAUAUAUUUCAUUGUUUUAGUAGAAAUUAGGUGCAAUUUAAUACCCGAAAAUGACAGAAUAUUCGACGAUCGAAAUUUUAAAUAUCUUUUGAAUUCCUCUCCGUUAGCCAAUUCGAAACUGAGAUAAAUCUUUUUUGGUUUUCUGUACUAAAAUUGUUCAUUCAAUAAAUGAUACAUUAUUGUAAAAUGCGCUGAUGGAAUGGCUUAAUGGUCAACAGUUAAAACUAUUUGCCAAGAUCCUUAGGUAACAUUCAUUUGUAACUGAUUUAAAGCCGUAGAAUGUAUUGUAUUACUAAAUGUAUUUAUUUUUGAAAAUUAGCAUCUAAUCCGCAGUUUUACAUGUUUCUAUAUUUAUUAUACCUUAAAACAUUUUACACUCAUUUUUCUAAUGAUCUGUUUUCUCGAUAUGUGACUGAGCAUGAUUUAUAAACGGUCAGGACUGGAAAUUGUUUGGAUUAUACAAGGAGGAAAGGGUUUGUAGAAUAUCAUUAAAAUUUUGUACAGUUAUACUUAUUUUACAUAACUUAUAAAGUCUUAUUUUGAAAUGUUAUGGUUAUUAUAAUUAUAAUGACUUAAUACAUGUUCAAUAAAUACCAUGUUUUUAUUUAUACCAGCGUGCUGUUUUCAAAUAUGUUUAUAAGAUUGAAAUACUACUCUUGGGAAUUUGUAGGAAAUUGACAAUUCAUUGUAAAAGAUGAGAUAGGUUUUAAUAAAAAACCUUUGGGUUCCGUGUUACCAUUUAAACUAGGAAAGCAGAAGUUACGAUUAUUAAGAAAAAAGUUGUUAAAGGCCUAGAUUUUGGCAGUGGGCCAAGGGAUUCCUGUCCUUAUCAGUACAGUUGGGGGCUAAUGACUAUCACAGUAUGGUUCCAAUAAACAAGGGUCAUUGUUUAUUGGACAGUCAGUCUACCUUACAAGUGUAUCUGUUAGUGAGAAGGGGAAACUGUGUAUUUUCUUUAAUAAAUAUGUGAUCACUUUGAAAGUUAUACCUAACUUGUGGCAUUUUUUGUAAACGAAAUAAUAACAACAUAAUAAGAAUAUCAUUUUAGGAAAAUAACAAGAUUUUUAUUUUUCAAGUUCUGUUUGGAGAUUUGUGAUAUUUUAGAAAAAUAUGACUUUCUCUCAUCUAAAAGUUUUGUUUUAAUGCUUGCAGAAUAUUGUAAAUAACAUUUGUCUAAGAUUGAAAACGGAAUGUGC
Molecule: messenger RNA, 4039 nt
Organism: Mercenaria mercenaria
Lineage: Eukaryota; Metazoa; Mollusca; Bivalvia; Venerida; Veneridae
Exons: 5
Coding region: 220-1080 (286 amino acids)
Source: RefSeq, a predicted model, not a curated record